AACAGAAACCAAAAUGGCCUUAUCAGGAUUGAAAGCUGCUGUUGGGCAAAAGGUGGUCGAGGAGGUAGUGAGGAGCGUGAGGAAGAAGGGAGAGUGGAAGACCAUGGUCGUGGACCAGCUGAGCAUGCGUAUCGUCUCGUCAUGCUGCAAGAUGCAUGACCUCGCUAACGAAUGCAUCACCAUUGUGGAAGACAUCAGUAAGAACAGGGAGCCGCUGCCACUCUUGGAUUGCAUCUUCAUCACGCCCACAGAGAAGUCCGUUAAACAACUAAUGCAGGAUUUCACCGGAACCAACCUGUAUCGAUCAAUUCACUUGUUCUUCACCGAAGCCUGCCCCGACGAACUCUUCAACGACUUAUGCAAGUCGCACGUCGGAAAGUACAUCAAGACCUUGAAGGAAAUCAACAUUGCAUUCCUGCCCUACGAGUCACAGGUGUUUUCGCUCGACUCGCCUGAGACGUUCCAGUUCUUCUACAAUCCGGCGCGGCAGGGCGGCCGAAUGACCAACAUGGAGCGCAUUGCUGAGCAGAUAGCCACGCUGUGUGCGACGCUCGGCGAAUAUCCCAACGUCAGAUACCGCAGCGAUUUCGACCGCAACGUGGAGUUGGCCCAGCUUGUGCAGCAGAAGUUGAAUGCCUACAGAGCAGAUGAUCCAACCAUGGGCGAGGGUAUCGACAAAGCUCGCUCGCAGCUGCUCAUCCUGGAGCGAGGGUUUGACGCGGUGACGCCGUUGCUGCAUGAGCUCACCUUCCAAGCCAUGGCUCACGACCUGCUGCCCAUAGAGAACGAUGUCUACAAGUAUUCGACCUCACAGUCGGUGAUGUCUGGGGAAGGUCUGCAUGACAAGGAGGUGCUGCUGGAUGAGAACGACGAUCUGUGGACCGAGCUGCGUCACUGUCACAUCGCGGUCGUCUCCCAGCAGGUGACGAAGCAACUGAAGAGAUUUGCCGACAACAAGCGCAUGACGACGAGCGGAGGCACGGAGAAGACGACCAUGCGAGACCUUUCCCAGAUGCUGAAGAAGAUGCCGCAGUACCAGAAGGAGCUCAGCAAGUACUCGACUCACCUCAAUCUCGCGGAGGACUGCAUGAAGUCCUACCAGAGGGGAGCCGACAAGCUCUGCAGGGUCGAACAGGAUCUGGCGAUGGGCACCGACUCGGAGGGAGAGAAGAUCAAAGAUCACAUGCGAAACAUCGUGCCGAUCCUGCUCGACCAGAACGUCAGCUUCAGCGACAAGAUCCGCAUCAUACUACUCUACAUCAUACAGAAGAACGGCAUAUCUGAUGAGAACCUCAUGAAGCUGUGUCAGCACGGACAGAUUCCGAACAACGAGCGUACGACGAUGACCAACAUGGGCUUGCUCGGUGUGAACAUCAUCCAAGAAGUAAGUAGCGGGCCGCCCCUCAGCAUCAGCCUCAUGCAGGAAGUGAGUAGCGCCACCUGCGCGCGCUACGGACAGUGGCACCAGGAUAAGAAGGGCGGCGGCAGCUACAGGACGGGACCUCGUCUCAUCGUCUUCAUCGUCGGCGGCGUCAGCUACUCUGAGAUGCGAUGCGCCUACGAGGUCACCAACGCUUACAAGGGCUGGGAGGUCAUCAUUGGUUCCACUCAUAUUCUGACACCUGAAGGCUUUCUCAGUGACCUGAACGCUCUCAGCAGCUAAGCUGGGGAUCUUCACAGAGUGGGAAGUGAACCAGAGAGAGAGAGAGGGAGGGAGGGACAGAGAGAGAGAGAGAGGAGGGGGGGAGGAAAGCACGGAGAGAGAGCGUCCCCCGCAACACGUAAACAAGAUAGGAGUGAGGUCGGAUGCUCGUAGGGAAGGGUGUUCGGAGGAAGGUUCCGGAAGGAAUUGAAUUCGCGCGCCUCCACGUUGGAGAUCCGGAAGAUGAAUCGGCUGUCGUGAGGAAUCGCACGCGGCGGCCGGACACGGUGGUUGUCUUACACGGUCUUCACUGGGGAUAGACUGUGCAUGUAAUACUCGCAGCUUAAUUAAUGAGCGUUUUAAUCGAUUUUAUUUGCAGACGCGAUGUAUUAAUCGCAGACGUAUUCCGCGUGCGGCGGUGUGGGCAGUGACAUUCCAGUGAGCAGCUGUGUUAUUUAUGAGAAGCGAGGAGAUGCGUUGUUGGGACACUCAUGUGCGGCAUUACGCGACCAACUAUACCGAAGGGUUUUUGCAGUGAGACAGCAAUUUUUAGUAGUGAGUAGAGCGUGUGUAUAGAAGCAUGGUGUUGUCCUGAUGGACAAUACUUCUACGGUCACCUUUUCCCAAAAUAUGCGGUCUCUGUAACGAACGAUGGUUUUCUCUGAAUGAAAGCAUUUAACUGAGUGACUGACACUGAGAGUGACUGUGACACUGAGAGUGACUGUUACACUGAGAGUGACUGUUACACUGAGAGUGACUGUGACACUGAGAGUGACCGUGACACUGAGAGUGACUGUGACACUGAGAGUGACUGUGACACUGAGAGUGACUGUGACACCGUGAGUGACUGUGACACUCUCUCUAUACUGCCCCCAGCCACCCAGCAAUCAUUACAGCACUGAGUAACAUGUCUGUAACGUUGAACAUUGCUUAACCCCUCACGUUAACACACGUAAUCGGGCGUGCGCGUAGAAAAGCACGUUUCUGUUACGCUAGACGCGGAAGGAGUUCCAAAGAGAAUGCAAAAUUAUUCUCUAGCACUUGACGCACGUAGAUGCGGGUGCGUGUCAUUUGAAUGCCUGCACGUACGGUUGUAAUUACGAUGAGUAAUUACUAAUUAGUUAAUCACUAAUUAGUAAUUAGUGGCUGUAUUUGUUAAAAUAAACUUCUGAGCUUCGACUCGCGUGCACAGGUUGUUUAUAA
Molecule: messenger RNA, 2845 nt
Organism: Priapulus caudatus
Lineage: Eukaryota; Metazoa; Priapulida; Priapulimorpha; Priapulimorphida; Priapulidae
Product: protein ROP-like
Biological process (GO): intracellular protein transport; vesicle-mediated transport; neurotransmitter secretion
Cellular component (GO): secretory granule; plasma membrane
Molecular function (GO): syntaxin binding
Source: RefSeq, a predicted model, not a curated record